CGGGGCCACCAUGGCCGAGUCGCAGCUGGCCUGCCUGGACGAGGCCCACGUCCACCAGCGGCCGACGGAGGCCCAGCCCGCCUUCUACUACUGCGAGAGGCAGAGGGCCGCCCUGGAGGCCCUGCUGGCCCGAGGUCACUCGGCUUACCGGGCCGAGCUGACCAAGGAGCGGCUCCGGGACUUUCUGUCCGGUCCCGAGCGCCGGACCCUGCGGGCGGGCUGGAGCCCCUACGGGGAGGCGGAGGCGGAGCCGCCCCCCGGACAGACGGGGACCGACCCGUCGCCGGCCUACUGGCCCGACCGCUCGGACACCGAGGUGCCGCCCCUCGACCUGGGCUGGGCCGACACCGGCUUCUACCGGGGCGUCGGCCGAGUCACCCUCUUCACCCACCCCCCCAAGGAGGAGAAGGCGCCCCACCUCAAGGAGGUCGUGCGGCUCAUGCUCCAGCAGGCCCAGAAGGUGAUCGCUGUGGUGAUGGACCAGUUCACAGACGGAGACAUCUUUCGAGACAUCGUCGACGCCGCCAACAAGCGUCGGGUCCCCGUGUACGUCAUCCUGGAUGAGGCGGGGGUGAAGUUCUUCCUGGAGAUGUGCGGCACCCUGGAACUGAACGACUUCCGCAUCCGGAACAUCCGGGUGCGCUCCGUGACAGGUGUCGGAUUCUACAUGCCCACAGGCAAGGUCAAAGGGACCUUGGCCUCCCGAUUUCUGAUGGUGGAUGGUGAUAAAGUGGCUACUGGGUCCUACAGGUUCACGUGGAGCUCCUCUCGGGUGGACAGGAACAUCCUCCUGGUGCUGACGGGGCAGUACGCGGAGCCCUUCGACCUGGAGUUCCGGGAGCUGUACGCCAUCUCGGAGGAGGUGGACCUCUACCGGGGACUGGGCCUGGUGGCCCCGGCCGGCCGCCUGAACCGGAACUUCUCCUCCUCCACCGUGGCCCGCAAGCUCAUCAACCCCAAGUACGGGCUGGUGACCCGCCACCCUCCGGGAGAGAUGAUGCGUUGGGCCGCGCGACAGAGGCAAGAGGCGGCCGGCAGGAGGCUGGAGGAGGAGGAAGAGGAGGGCCGGGGCGAAUCGACCCGGCGCUUGGAGAGUUUCCUCCACGACCUCGUCACGGUGGAGCAGGCGCUGCCGCCCAUCGAGCCCCCGCUGGAGGACCUGGCGCGCAAGGCCGGGGGCAGCAAGGUGGUCUCCCGCUUCCUCUUGGACCUGAAGCCCAGGCCCCGGGAGCCGCCCUCGCCGGACAAGAAGGGCGAGGCGGUGGUGGCUGUCAACGGCCAGGCCAAGACGGGCAAGCGUUUCGGCAGCGGGCUCUUCAGUCGGAAAACCAAGCGAUCCCCCAACGGCCUGGUCAGCUCUCUGUCCAGCGAGACCUUCGCCGAGGGGGAGUUCGUGGUGGUGAGGAGGCCGGCCCCGGAGUCCGUCAGCCGCAGCACCGUCAGCGGCUCGACGGUUCGGAGCAGCCCCGACGUCUCAGGUAAAACCAGUUCUGGCUCCACCAAGUCAAACUGUGUGAUUUCAUGAGGCAGAGGCCCGGGGUGCCCGGGGGGGACCCCCUGCAAGAUGGGCUGACUUCGCCACUCCUCCUGCCCACCCACCCGCCUCAACCUGCUCAUCCUGUGGAGACGGCAGCAGUUUGCACACUUCGAACCCCUCCGCCUCAGGCCUGGGGAACCUUCCCCCACCGUCCCCGACCCACCCCGACCUGCCCGAGAGUUUGCCCAAGCGGGAGGGCGGCGACCAACCCCGUGGAACAGGCGCGCGUCCUCCGGCUGGCUUCCCCAAAGCCGCGGCCGGGACCGCAGUUCCUCCUUGUUUACAGCCAGACGUGCGGAGGAAUGUGCCGUCUUUUCCGGCUGCCGUUUCCGGGUCACGGGGCUCCAGGCUGGGGUGUGGAUGGACCCCAUGCCACAGACGGGCCUGGAGACGCUUUCCUACCUACUGGGUCGGAAGGGGACGAGAGCUUGUGGACUCGAUGUUGCACCCUAGAAACCUAAAGACGGUUGUGGGCGCCUUCUCUUGCCCGACGUGGAUGGGAAGAGAGGAGGGAAAGGGAAGGAGAUGGUACCCGAUAACAUCUAAGUUUGAAAUCUUUCUCGGGGUAGAGGGGGUCAGGUUUCGGCCCAGUCCCAGCUCUGGACUGCACCGUGAGCCCAACCCCUCCGAGUGAGAAGAAACGCCGAGGCCAGGGUUAGCAUGGGGUUUCGCGGUGGAAGACUUAAUGUUCUCUCCCUCCUCCGUUGCCAUCUCAUUCCCAAGCGGGGAUGGCUGAGAGGGGGUCUACCUCUGCUCACGGUGGAGGCCAAGCCCCGGGCGGGCUUCAAGUGCCACGUCAUCCCUCACCCGAGCCCCUCAAAGUGCCGUGUUUCGCCGUGGGUCCCCUGCCCAAGGCGCGCUGGUGUAAUCCCAAACAUGAGCCUGCAAUAAAGCCUCCGUUCAUCUUCA
This is a messenger RNA of Ornithorhynchus anatinus (platypus), 2446 nucleotides long. It is a transcript of the gene SACK1F, whose product is annotated as family with sequence similarity 83 member F. Lineage: Eukaryota; Metazoa; Chordata; Mammalia; Monotremata; Ornithorhynchidae. The record is from RefSeq and is a predicted model, not a curated record. The transcript is spliced from 5 exons. The coding region runs from base 11 to 1525 and encodes 504 amino acids.